Messenger RNA from Spea bombifrons (plains spadefoot toad), 3203 nucleotides. It is a transcript of the gene SGO2, whose product is annotated as shugoshin 2. Gene Ontology annotation, cellular component: chromosome, centromeric region. The record is from RefSeq and is a predicted model, not a curated record. Bases 93 to 3143 code for a protein of 1016 amino acids. NCBI's taxonomy places the organism in Eukaryota, Metazoa, Chordata, Amphibia, Anura, Pelobatidae. The transcript is spliced from 7 exons.
GGCAGGCUCGAAAAUUUGAAUUUUGUGAGCAGGGACGUAACGGCUGUUGCCCAUCUAUUGAAGAGACUGCAUGUUCGGGCUGUCGUUCGGAAAUGGAUUUGCAGUCGAGCGCGUCGCUUCCCGCUCUGCAAACUAUGAAGGAUCGAAUGCGAGAAAAGAUAAAUGGUUCCUUAAAAGCGGCCAAGCUGAGCACUUCACUUGCUGCCAAAAUCAAAAACAAAACAUUGAAUAACUCCUCCAUCCUAAAGAUUUCCCUAAAGCACAAUAACAAAGCUUUGGCUUACGCACUGACGCUUGAGAGACAGAAGUCAAGGAGUUUGGAGAAUGAUAAAAUGUUCCUCCAGAAAGAGGUGAAGAUGCUGCAUUUUCAAAAUGCCCUUCUACGCCAAAACCUGAACAUUGUGAACAAGAUACUAAAGGAUAUUGACCUGUUUAUGGAUAUUCAGUUGCCAACCGCUAUCGAAAUCAGCAACAAUGCUGAGUCUCUUGAUCUGGAAUCGGAUGAGCGAAGAAGCAAACGUUUAAGUCACCAAAGCAGAUUUUCUUCGGAUGGUGGUCAAGGAUUUCGGUUGACGGGAGUUGCUCUGAGAGUUCCUUCAACAUCUGUAGGAGAUUGGAAGCAAGAGAACAGAGUUUCAUUAAGCUUGGGCACUGAAAAUGCGACAAACAAUGUCUGUUCUCUACAGCCCUCCGCUAAGAGAGGCACAUCACAAGGAGCGGAGAUUAAUAACACUUCUGCUGUAACUUCCACAGAAUGUCUUGCAUCAAAUGAAGCCGCUAACAGCGAUGGUGCAUCUUCUUUAAACAAUUGGGAGCUUUCUAAUGCGUUUGCUGAAUCAUGUAGCAGUAAGGACAUGUCGGCUUUUGUGACAAAGAGAAGAAAGCGGUCCACCGUGUCUCGUUCAAGUACCCAAUCUGUAAAAUCCGACUGUAGCCAACGAAGGUGCACAAACGGUUCCGGUAGAGAAAGCAGUGCCAGCUCACAGUGGGAGCAGGCGGCAGAUAUUGCCGUUCGGCCGGAUCUAACUUAUUCAGAAGCCGGUGCUGUAACCGGUGCUCCUCAGGAUGAUUAUACACAAAGCUGUGACAUUGACAGAAAAAGAAACAGCCGAUCCACAGUACGCUAUUCUGGUUCACAGUCUUUAACAAUGGAUUAUGAGGAAAGCCGAGACCCAAACAGUGAAAAUAGACUCCAUACACAGCAUGAGCGAGUUCCAGACAAAGUACCAUCAACAGAUCGUGUAGAACGCCACCCGGGACUAGUAAAUGCUGAACCAGAAAAAACAGUAUAUGCAGCAGAUAUGGAAAUGACCACUAGUGACGCUGCUGCAAUAGUUGCUGUCUCUUCUAAAAACAAAGCUCAAAUUAGUAAAGACAAAUCAACUGUGCCUUCAAAAUGUGAUGGUACUUUAAGAAAGGUGAAGCAUUCAGCAAGGGAGAAGGCUAAAAGCAAAAGUAGUCUAAAAACCGUUCCAUGUGUUACUGAAGAAGCCACAAAAGCUACAAUGAAAGAGGAAAGUGGGUUUGACUCCAAUAUAAAGGUUACACGAGUUCAAGAUGGUCAGAUGACCUUACAACCAACCACUAAAACUUAUUUGGAUACACAGUUGAGUAAGAAAUUUGAAGGUCACAAAACACGCGUUUUAACACAGCCCAUUAAACAAGAACAGCACAGUUUCUUUGUAAAUGAAGUAGAUGCGGAUAUUAUAAUGGAAAAUACAAACUUUUCAGACACUAUUGUUGCAAGCUUGACAUCUGCCAAUGAGAUGUUUGCGUUAGGACCUGAUCAAAUGGAGACCUAUCCUGCUCCAGAAGAAAGACCGUUAAAAAGAGUAAGGUAUGAUUCUUCAAAACAAAGAAAACUAAACACCGCUACUAAAGUAUGUGAUGUUGAAAGUUCUAAAAAGAAAAAGUGUAAAAAGCAGAAACCAAAGAUAGACCCAAGGGAACAUGAGAAAAAUAUAAUACAGGGAAAACUAGACAUGGUGCCCAAGGAGACUGUUGAUGAAGUGAAAGAUCUCAAAAAAAUGGAGAACCUAUCUGGUAUUGCCCUUUGUAAUUUGGCAAGUAGAGAAACCCAAAUCCGAAGAGAAACUUAUGUGGUGGACGCUACUGGAAUAAAUCGUUCUCCUGCACCUCAGCCUGCUUCUAAGGGAAAUGGUUUUCAUAGUAGGAGGGAAACCUAUGUGGUUAACCCUUCUGAUGCGCAUCAUCUCUCUGCAGCUCAACCUGUGUUUAGAGAGAAUAAGUUUAGUUGUAGGAGAGAAACCUAUGUGGUUGACCCUUUUGAAGCAUACCAUCCUUCUGCAGCGCAACCUUUAUCUAGAGAGGAUAGGUUUAGUUGCAGGAGGGAAACCUAUGUGAUUCCUGAAUCCGCUCCAGCGGCACUCAGUAUUCAGAAGGAUGCUCAGGGCUCUGAAAAAAAGAAUGUGAACAAUCCGGUGCUGAGCUGUGGACCUGCACUGAGCACUUCUGAUCUUCUUGUUGGCCCAGAUCCUUCUCAAGAAAAUAAGAAAAGUGUGCAUGCAAGAAAGUAUAAAAGGGACACUGAACCAUUCUUCGCAUUUGCUGAAGGAUCUCAAACAUUGACCAAUGGCUCUUUACAAAAUGAAAUAAGUGGCUUUUCACAUUCCACAUUUAUUAUGCGGGAGGACAAACAAGAGUUGUCUGACUGCUUAGGUAAUGAGAAUGUCACACUUGUCCAGGAAACCAUGACAGAUUUGCUUUUUAACCAGCCUAAGAAGAUAACUGAUCCGUUGGCGUUUUAUAUGUCAAAUGAACAGGAAUCUUUCAUGUUGGAUAUGGUUAGUGAGUCUGUUCUUGAAACAAUGCUAGAAAGUCCAAGCUUUUUACAGGUCUCCUCCAUCACAAACAAUGAAAAUACUUCACUUGCUACAGACAGGUCACUGUUGCUCAAUAUUCCAUUAGUGGAGCUCCCGGCAUCCGAGGAGCCAUCACGUCUUCCUGAAAAUUCCAGUAGCCUGGAUGAAACCAUUGAAAAUCAGCCAAAAGAUGCAAGUGAAGGAGAAAUGAAUCUACACUGUAAGGACCUUGACCAAACAUCUGACCAUCAAGAAACAGGCAAGUAUCGAGCUUUGAACAUUGAUUAUAAUAAUGUUCCCCGACUAUUGAAGCUUACAUAAUAGUGAGAACUUACUCAUUUGUGUUCACUUAUUCUGUUGUGAUGGAAUGUUCCUAGGAAA